Molecule: messenger RNA, 891 nt
Organism: Gamsiella multidivaricata
Lineage: Eukaryota; Fungi; Mortierellomycota; Mortierellomycetes; Mortierellales; Mortierellaceae
Product: putative endochitinase
Exons: 4
Biological process (GO): chitin catabolic process; carbohydrate metabolic process
Cellular component (GO): extracellular region
Molecular function (GO): chitin binding; chitinase activity
Source: RefSeq, a predicted model, not a curated record
AUGAAAAUCGCCUAUUUGUCUUUGGCCACCGUGGCCUUCGUAGUCGCAUCGGUCUCCGCCGCGCCAAUCGCAAAGCGCGCUACUGACGACAAGCUCGUUGUUGGUUACUGGGAUCCCUGGGGCGAUGUCCCUGUCUCGGCCGUCGACUUUACCAAGUACACCCACAUCAACUACGGAUUCGGUAUCCUCAAGAAGAGUUCUCCAAGCCCUGCCGAUAUCAUCUUUGAUCGUUACUACGACGGAACUCCCAUGCGGGAGCUCGUCAAGCGCGGAAACCAGGCCGGUGUCCCCAUCCUGAUGUCGAUCGGUGGUUGGACUGGGUCUGAGACCUUCUCCACCGUCGUCGCCAGCGCUUCUCUGCGCAAGACUUUCAUCAACAACGCCUUGGUCUUUGUCCGCAAGAACACUCUCGGUGACAACGCCGCGACACCCGACGGCUGGGACAUGGACGGAAUCGAUAUCGACUGGGAAUAUCCCGGACGUGCUGGCGCUGAUUGCAACACCUACUCGCCUCAAGACUCCGCCAAUUACCUUCUCUUGCUCAAGGAGCUGCGCGCUCAGCUGGACGCCGAGUUCCCCUCCAAACACAAGUUCAUCACUGCUGCUGUCCGCGUCCAGCCUUUCGAUGGCUCCAACGGCAGACCCCAAACCGAUGUCUCCGCCUUUGUCCCGUACUUUGACUGGAUCUCCCUGAUGGUCUACGACAUUCACGGCUCGUGGUCGGCUACUACUGGCCCCAACGCUCCUUUCGGCACGCCCUCGCCCCCAGGUGAGCCAUUCGGAGUCAUCCAGGCUGUUACUUCGUGGAAGUCCGCUGGCUGGCCUUCGAGCAAGCUGGUUGUCGGUACCGCCUUCUACGGUAGCGCUUUCACCGCGACAGUCAACAUGGAU